Messenger RNA from Tupaia belangeri chinensis (Chinese tree shrew), 493 nucleotides. RefSeq names its product homeobox B8 (gene HOXB8). NCBI's taxonomy places the organism in Eukaryota, Metazoa, Chordata, Mammalia, Scandentia, Tupaiidae. Gene Ontology annotation, cellular component: nucleus. Gene Ontology annotation, molecular function: DNA-binding transcription factor activity, RNA polymerase II-specific; RNA polymerase II transcription regulatory region sequence-specific DNA binding. The record is from RefSeq and is a predicted model, not a curated record. The transcript has 3 exons. Gene Ontology annotation, biological process: regulation of transcription by RNA polymerase II.
AUGCAAGAGUUCUACCACGGGCCGUCGUCGCUGUCCACGGCUCCCUACCAGCAGAACCCGUGCGCCGUGGCAUGCCACGGAGACCCGGGCAACUUCUACGGCUAAAACCCGCUCGCCGCAGCCGCCGGACGCAGGCGAGGCCGACAGACCUACAGCCGCUAUCAGACCCUGGAGCUGGAGAAGGAGUUCCUAUUUAAUCCCUAUCUGACUCGCAAGCGGCGGAUCGAGGUAUCGCAUGCGCUGGGACUGACAGAGAGACAGGUCAAAAUCUGGUUCCAGAACCGGAGGAUGAAGUGGAAAAAAGAGAACAACAAAGACAAGUUUCCCAGCAGCAAAUGCGAGCAGGAGGAGCUCGAGAAACAGAAGCUGGAGCGGGCCCCGGAGGCAGCCGAGGAGGGCGACGCGCAGAAGGGCGAUAAGAAGUAGGCUCCAGCUGGGACUGCCAGGGCCGCGGCCCCCCGCACGUCCGCGGGUCCCCAGAUCCGCCCGCCCC